This is a messenger RNA of Marmota monax (woodchuck), 12052 nucleotides long. RefSeq names its product ras responsive element binding protein 1 (gene Rreb1). Lineage: Eukaryota; Metazoa; Chordata; Mammalia; Rodentia; Sciuridae. Gene Ontology annotation, biological process: regulation of transcription by RNA polymerase II. The transcript has 13 exons. The record is from RefSeq and is a predicted model, not a curated record. Gene Ontology annotation, cellular component: nucleus. The coding region runs from base 3799 to 9066 and encodes 1755 amino acids. Gene Ontology annotation, molecular function: RNA polymerase II cis-regulatory region sequence-specific DNA binding; DNA-binding transcription activator activity, RNA polymerase II-specific.
AAUUGUUCUGAGUAGUAAAAGUGACUGAUAAGUUAAUAUUUUCUUAAAAAAAUCAGUUUUUUUGAAGGAAGACAAUGUUUUGGUUUUUUUUUUUAGAGGUAUUUGUAUUUAUUUCUAAACCCUGAAGAGAAUUUGAUGAAUAAUGUUCAGAAUCAGACACUGGGACCUGCCAGAGGACAAAUAACAAUAUGAAUAGCAGCUGAUUUGCUAAUGUGCAGUUGACUCAAGGUAUACACCACUUAUGUAGGGGGUCACUUAUUUGGGCAUCCUUAGGUCCAGAAUAUUGAGCUGAUGUGCAUGUAAGAGCUAGUGGGAUACACAUUAUUGGGGGGGUUGUAUAAAAUAAAGCUUUCAAAAGUCACAGAGGUGAUAGGAAAUACUGAUGCUAAUACUCCUACCCUUGAUUUGUGUUGAUCCUUUAAGCCUACACUCUAACACUGUUUAUUCCUACUGUACAAGUGACUGACCACCUUAUGUCUCACAUUUCUCAGUCAACUCCAAAUUAGAGGCCAGAAUUGGGGGUUGAGGGUGGAAACGAGCCAUCGGUAGGAGGUACAUUAAUGACAAACAAGAAGUAUGUCAGGGGAUGGGACAGGAAUGGCUAGUUACCACCAGGGGAAAUUAAGGAAACUGGACAGAGGAGCCCUCUGUGUUCUUUCUCACAUCUGCAUGGGCAUCCACAGUGAUCUCAUAAAAAUUUCAAUUAAAAAUACAAGCACUGCCAACUGAGGAUAUAGGGGCAAUGCUGAAAUAGAAGAAUAUUGACUAGUUUCCAAAGGCAGCCUUGUUAGUAAUUAUUCACUGUGAAAUGAUGGUUUUGAGUCAUUCCCCCCAUAGGUUAAAUUAAUCACAUGUUGAUUCAUCAUACUCUUAGGAAGUUUAAAAGAUACUUUUAAAAAUGAUUAACACUUAGGGUUUUAUACAGAAAAUUAAUUUCUGAGUCCCCCUCCCCUAUUUUCAGCAAUGUGCAGCUACUCUGUGAGAAAACAUGAAGUAUUAGAAUUAUCUUUCAAGUGUAGUCAGAUAUAAAGUAAAAGUUUAUUUUACUUGGACUGCAGGAAAAAAGCUGUUUCUUAAUAGAUUCAAGUGAUGUCCAAGUACCAUCAUUAGGUGGUUGACUUUAAGCCAUCUAAUGUGAAUUGGAAGGAAAGAGUGUCCCCGCUCCCACAUCCCACCUGAAGACUCAUUCUACAAAGGAUGCAGUCUUAGUCUGGAAGGGACUCAAGUGGUCACUUGGUCUGUUUUUAUGAGUUUGUCUAUAUUCUACUAGAUAUUCUGGCUAGUGUCUAGAAUUGAACAAGUUAUAUGGAAUCGUGUCCAUGUGAUUUGCUUUUCUGUUUUCUUUUUUUUUUUUUUGGCCAGGAGAAAUGUGAUACUAACUUGGAACCAAAAUAUGCUUAUUCUGCAGAAUUAUUAGAUUUAUGGGGGGGGGGGAGUUGUUUGCUUUAAUGUUACUUGCUAAUUUUAUUCUCAGUAGCUCCAAUUUUACAGGUAGAGAACAUUUGAGCACUCCAUGGUGAUACAUCAUAGUCUCCCUUGAUAAUCCAGUAUGGACAUUUUUAUAGAAAUCCUAGGGUUAAAAACUAUCCAAAGUUGCAAAUACCUGCUAAUGGUUCUCCAAAGGCAUUUUGAUUUGAUCUGCAUAAGUACUGACCCAGGUUUCAAUAAUCAGACUCAUAGCUACAUCUUAAAUACUUGCAUAUUAACUCUUAAUAGUAUCAGAUUUCUUUUAUAGUUAGAUUUGCUGUGAUGCAUUAUUAACCUGUGCAUAAGCCUGCUAAAAACUUUUUCCUUCCUGAUUCAAAUAGGUUUAUGGUGUUGUUUUGGUGGGUUUUUUGUUUGUUUGUUUGUUUUUGUAGCUUAGGAGUUGUUCCUGUGAGAAUUUAAUUAGAUUUGAAAUUUGAAAACUAGAAUUCGUGAUUACUGCCAAUGAUGGUGGAGAGUAUUCUCUUACAGAAUAUAUGUUUUUGACACUGUCGGGCAGGGAAAAUGCAUAUGAAUUGUAUAUACACAAUAGGGACUAGUUUUCUGGAUUUAGACUCUCAGGGCAGAUGGAAAAGUAAUAAAAACAAGGACUUCCCAAGAAGCAAGUAGCAGGUUUACAAGCUGACUCUUUGGGAUGGGGACAGCACAGAGUGGACUUGCAGAGUGUGGCUGAGUGGUAGAAGAUGGGGGUCAAGAUUUGUGACAACCUUGCCCAAGUGAUCUGUAGCUGGUUACAGUGCAACUCAGUUUUAGCCGAUGUGCACAACUUCUGGGAAGGCUGAGCCUCAGCGACAGUUGUUAGAGAUCCCAAUGGUGGAGGUAGAGAUGCUGGGCACAGAAUGGAACAGUCACUGGCUGCUUGGAGAUCAGCCUCUGUAAAUCAUAGGCACCAAAAACUUGUGUGCCACUGGAGUCACUGUGGAGAGAGCAGGAGGGUACAUGCUUCCAAUUGGUGUUCUGAUGCCCUUUAAAGUGCCUGGAGCACUUCAGAGACACUGCAGAAAUGUGUUGGACAGUUAUUAGCAUCUCAGUACAUAGCAUCCAUUGUUUUUUAAAAGCUUUCCCCUUUACAAAAUCCUAAUCUUCUCUAUAUAAAGUAAAUGUCAGUCUACUGUAAAAGCUGACCAAAAUUACUUUUGUUUUACGCAGCAUGUUAGUUAUAAGGACGGAAGUAAAAACCCAACGAGAAGAAUUUGAUCAAUUGAUUUAAGAUUGUUGGAGGAUUGAAGUGUUACUUGAUUGCUGGUCUUAUCCAGGAUUUUGAGAUUUCAAGGAAAAGUGGACAAUGGCUGCUUUUAUCCUAGGGAUUUCAGCAGUCAUAUGAUCUACCAACCAGCCCCCAGGAACAGCAAGCGCCGGCAGUCUCUGUGCUGAGGAGUCCGUGUAGAGGAGGAACGUCAAAGUGGGUGGCAUGUGCUGGCUUAGGAAUCAUUUAGCCAAGAACUGGUUUUGGUCAUGACUAUAAUAUAUGCAUAACAGUUGCAUUUUGUAGAGACAGGACACAUGAAUGGUCUGAGAUUUAUUUGGUCGAGUUGGUGGAGCUUGAGGAGGCAACAGGAGGGAUGCCAGUGGGGAUCAGCAGUUUCCUGAGGAGCCCAGGGGAAGCUGUCAUGGCCAGGUUGGAGACAGGGACAGUGGAUCAUCUUGUUAAGCCCUCUCAGAGAAGUUACUGGCGUGUGGACCAUGUAUGAAAUCACACACCUCUUUGGGCAUAAGUAAAUGGAAAGGGGAUUUUGGCUAUAUAAAGGAUACCAUUUGUAAACUCCCAGGAAUUUACUUAAGCUUGACUCUCUCUUGUGGUGAACAUGACUAUGGAGAAAUGAACUGAGCAAGUCAGAUCAUAGAAACUGCAUGUCAUUGCUUUUACAUGGCUUCCGAUUUCUGAACAUUGUAUGCUCCAUUGUGUUCCUCUCUUGCAGGCACACAUGCAAGAACUCUGAUUUGAGGAGACAGGAUAAAGGUUAUAAAAUCACCUGACUGAGUAAUAGGGAAUUGAGUUCUAGCAAGAUUGAUGCCAAGUUUUUUUUUGGUUGUUCCAACUCUGCGCUCCAGAAGUGGUGACUUUGAGGUGUGACCCUGCCCACAUUUGGGCCCAACCCGUGCCAGCUUCUCAGUAAGGAGGUCGUGACUUGAUAAGACGAGAAAAACAGUGUCAACCAGUGAUAGCCGUAGAGGAAAAAAGAAGUAAACACGGAGCCAUUUCUUCCUGCGUGUGGAUGCUAGUUCUCGCAGGGGGAAAUUUCACGGUUUAUCAGUUGGCAAAAAAUGGAGUUCUAUGACAGAGGCUUCUUAGAAGCAUAAACUCCUGUUCCAAUGACGUCAAGUUCGCCUAUUGGCUUGGAAGGCCCGGACCUGUCUUCCAUCAACACCAUGAUGUCAGCAGUAAUGAGUGUAGGGAACGUCACAGAGAAUGGAGGGAGCCCCCAGGGCAUCAAGUCCCCUGUGAAGCCUCCAGGACCAAAUAGGAUUGGCAGAAGGAACCAGGAAAUGAAAGAGGAGAAGUCUUCCUACAACUGCCCCCUGUGUGAAAAGAUUUGCACUACCCAGCACCAGUUGACUAUGCACAUUCGUCAGCACAACACAGACACUGGAGGAGCUGACCACUCAUGCAGCAUCUGCGGGAAGUCCCUGAGUUCGGCCAGCUCCCUGGAUCGCCACAUGCUGGUGCACUCGGGCGAAAGGCCUUACAAAUGUACUGUGUGUGGCCAGUCUUUCACCACCAACGGGAACAUGCACAGACAUAUGAAGAUUCAUGAGAAGGACCCCAACAGUGCUACAGCUGCAGCCCCUCCAUCCCCUCUGAAGCGCAGGCGGCUGUCCUCUAAGAGGAAGCUGAGUCAUGAUGCCGAAUCGGAGAGAGAAGACCCAGCACCAGCUAAAAAGAUGGUAGAAGACGGGCAGUCAGGUGACUUGGAGAAGAAGGCUGAUGAAGUCUUUCACUGCCCAAUAUGCUUCAAGGAAUUUGUUUGCAAGUAUGGACUGGAGACGCACAUGGAGACCCAUUCAGAUAACCCACUAAGAUGUGACAUUUGCUGUGUCACCUUUCGAACACACCGAGGACUGCUGCGCCACAACGCACUUGUCCACAAACAGCUUCCCAGGGACGCAAUGGGAAGGCCUUUCAUCCAGAACAAUCCUUCGAUUCCUGCUGGCUUCCAUGACUUAGGAUUCACUGACUUCUCCUGUAGAAAGUUCUCUCGCAUUUCUCAGGCCUGGUGUGAAACAAACCUACGAAGGUGCAUCAGCGAGCAGCACCGUUUUGUCUGUGACACCUGUGACAAGGCGUUCCCCAUGCUCUCGUCCCUCAUUCUGCACAAGCAGACCCACAUUGCCUCGGACCAGGGACGGGAAAAGCUGCAGGCCAAGACCCUGGCCGGUGAUGUUCUGGACCAGAAGGCCUUCCUAACCUUGCUGGGCCUGCAGCACACCAAAGACAUCAAGCCUGUGCCCACUGAGGAGCCCCUGCCCGAUGACAACCAAGCAAUACAGCUCCAGACACUCAAGUGUCAGCUACCUCAGGACCCUGGCUGCACCAACGUGCUGAGUCUGUCUCCUUUCGAAGCUGCUUCCCUAGGUGGUUCUCUCACAGUCCUUCCAGCUACCAAGGAGAGCAUGAAGCAUCUGACCCUACAGCCCUUCCAGAAGGGCUUUAUCAUCCAGCCAGAUAGUAGUAUUGUGGUCAAGCCCAUCUCAGGAGAGUCAGCCAUCGAGUUGGCAGACAUUCAGCAAAUUCUGAAGAUGGCAGCCUCGGCUCCCCCACAAAUCAGUCUUCCACCUCUCUCCAAGGCCCCUGCCACCCCUCUGCAAGCAAUUUUCAAGCACAUGCCCCCUCUGAAGCCAAAGCCCCUGGUCACACCCCGGACGGUGGUGGCCACCUCUACACCCCCUCCUCUCAUCAACACCCAGCAGGCCUCCCCAGGAUGCAUCAGCCCCAGCCUCCCACCACCACCCCUGAAGCUCCUCAAGGGCUCAGUGGAGGCCGCCUCCAAUGCCCACCUGCUGCAGUCCAAGUCGGGGGCCCAGCCAAACACGGCCACCCAGCUCUUCCUGCAGCAGCCCCGGGUAGAACUGCCAGGCCAGCCCGAGAUGAAGACGCAGCUGGAGCAGGACAGCAUCAUUGAGGCCCUGCUGCCCCUGAGCAUGGAGGCCAAGAUCAAGCAAGAGAUCACAGAGGGGGAUCUGAAGGCCAUCAUGACAGGGCCCAGUGGCAAGAAGACCCCUGCCAUGCGCAAGGUGCUAUACCCCUGCCGCUUCUGCAACCAGGUGUUUGCCUUCUCGGGAGUCCUGCGUGCCCACGUGCGCUCCCACCUGGGCAUUUCACCCUAUCAGUGCAACAUCUGCGACUACAUCGCUGCCGACAAGGCCGCUCUCAUCCGCCACCUGCGCACGCACAGCGGGGAGCGACCCUACAUCUGCAAGAUCUGCCACUACCCCUUCACAGUCAAAGCCAACUGCGAGCGGCACCUGCGCAAGAAGCACCUCAAGGCCACCCGCAAGGACAUCGAAAAGAACAUCGAGUAUGUGAGCAGCAGUGCGGCAGAGCUGGUGGACGCCUUCUGUGCCCCCGACACGGUGUGCCGGCUGUGCGGAGAGGACCUGAAGCACUACCGCGCGCUGCGCAUCCACAUGCGCACGCACUGCGGCCGUGGCCUGGGCGGCUGCCACAAAGGCCGCAAGCCCUUCGAGUGCAAGGAGUGCAGUGCCGCCUUCGCGGCCAAGCGCAACUGCAUCCACCACAUCCUCAAGCAGCACCUGCACGUGCCGGAGCACGACAUCGAGAGCUACGUGCUGGCGGUGGAUGGCGGCCUGGGCCCUGCGGAGGUGCCCGCCGAGGCCUCCGGAAGGGAAGAGGAGAGCGGCUGUGUCGCCUUCAGUGACUGCAAGCCCAUUGCCGCCUUCCUGGAGCCCCAAAACGGCUUUCUUCACGGGGGCCCCGCCCAGCCCCCCCUUCCCCACGUGGCGGUCAAGCUGGAGCCCGCCAGCACCUUCGCCGUAGACUUCAAUGAGCCCCUGGACUUUUCUCAGAAGGGCCUGGCCUUGGUCCAGGUGAAGCAGGAAAACGUGACCUCCUUUCUGAGCCCUUCUUCCUUGGUCCCCUAUGACUGCUCCAUGGAGCCCAUUGACCUGUCCAUCCCCAAGAACUUCAGGAAAGGAGACAAGGACGUGGCUGCUCCCAGUGAAGCCAAGAAGCUGGAGCAGGAGGUGGGGAGCAGUGAGCAGCUGUCCCCCUGCCCACCCUGCCCUACUCUGCCAGUGACCCUGGGGCCUAGCGGAAUCCUGGAAAACCCCACAGCCACAGUGGUGGCUGCCACCCCAGCUGCAGCCCGGGAACCCCAUGCUCAGCCCCUCCAGGGCUCUGUUCAGCUGGCGGUCCCCAUCUACUCCUCAGCUCUCGUUAGCAACCCUCCCCUCUUGGGAAGCUCCGCCCUCUUAAGCAACUCGGCCCUCCUGAGCAGUUCAGCCUUGCUGCGGCCAUUGCGGCCCAAACCCCCCCUGCUCUUGCCAAAGCCCCCAGUGACAGAAGAGCUGCCCCCACUGGCCUCCAUUGCCCAGAUCAUCUCAUCCGUGUCUUCGGCCCCCACUCUACUGAAAACCAAGGUGGCCGACCCAGGCCCUUCAAGCACCAGCAGUAACGCUGUAGCUGCAGACAACUUAGGAGGCACCAUACCCAAAGCUGCUGCCACCCCCGCUGACACCACAGGCCCAAAAGAAUCCAGCGACCCACCCCCUACAGUGAGCAGCCCAGAGGCAGCCUCACCCACUGAGCAGGGGCCAGCUGGCUCAUCCAAGAAGAGGGGCCGGAAAAGGGGGAUGAGGAGUCGGCCCCAUGCCAACAGUGGUGGGGUGGACCUGGACUCGAGUGGGGAGUUUGCCAGCAUUGAAAAGAUGCUGGCCACCACGGACACCAACAAGUUCAGUCCAUUUCUGCAGACUGCAGAGGACGACACUCAGGACGAGGUGGCUGGAGCCCCCUCUGACCACCAUGGGCCCAGUGACGAAGAGCAGGGUAGCCUUCCGGAAGAAAAGCUGCUGAGGGCAAAGCGGAACUCCUAUGCCAACUGCCUGCAGAAGAUCAACUGUCCCCACUGUCCUCGGGUCUUCCCUUGGGCCAGCUCCCUCCAGAGGCACAUGCUCACACACACUGGUCAGAAACCCUUCCCUUGUCAAAAAUGCGAUGCCUUCUUUUCUACCAAAUCUAACUGUGAACGCCACCAGUUGCGCAAACACGGAGUUACCACCUGUUCCCUGAGAAGAAACGGGCUUAUCCCCCCAAAAGAGAGUGAUGUUGGAUCCCAUGAUAGCACAGACAGCCAGUCAGACUCGGAAACACUGGCGGUGGCAGGUGAGGUGCUGGACCUCACCGCUCGGGACAAGGAGCGGCUGCCAUCAGAGGGAGCCGUGGAGCUCAGCCAGGCUGCAGCGGAUCCUCCUGUGGAGGAGGCCAAGGCAGAGGCAGCCUCCCCUGGGAAGGGGCAAGAGAAAGGGGCAGAGGAGAAGCAGGAGCUGGAGGAAGAGUGUGGCAUGGAGGUGAGCGCUGGGGAGGCCCACGGGCCGGAGGAAGACACGGCCAGCAACAAGAGCCUGGACCUCGACUUGGCCAGCAAGCUGAUGGACUUCAAGCUGCAGGGUGAGGCAGGCCCCGUGGGCAGCCAGGGCUCUGCCCAGCAGGACCAGAAGCACGCCUGUGACACCUGCGGGAAGAGCUUCAAGUUCCUGGGCACCCUGAGCCGCCACCGGAAGGCUCACGGCCACCAGGAGCCCGAGGAGGAGGAGGAGACGCAGCCUUCGGAGGGAGAGGGUGCUGGCGGAGCGGCCGAGAGGCCGCCGUCUGUCCCUGCCUCUGAGCCUGAAGAGAAGCCCACUGAACCCCCUGAAGUGGAGCCGGCCCCAGGCGCCAGGGAGGCCUCCGAGGAGAAGCAGAACGAGGAGACAGAGGGCCCCUCUGACGGGGAGGGCACAGCCGAGAAGAGGUCCUCAGAGAAAAGCGACGAUGACAAGAAACCAAAGACGGACUCCCCCAGGAGCGCGGCCAGCAAGGCGGACAAGAGGAAGAAGGUCUGCAGCGUGUGCAGCAAGCGCUUCUGGUCCCUGCAGGACCUCACCAGGCACAUGAGGUCCCACACAGGGGAAAGGCCCUACAAGUGUCAGACCUGCGAGCGGACCUUCACCCUCAAGCACAGCCUGGUCCGGCACCAGCGGAUCCACCAGAAAGCCCGGCACGGCAGGCACCACGGCAAGGGCAGUGACAAGGAAGAGCGGCCCGAGGAGGACAGCGAGGACGAGUCCACCCAUAGCGGCAACAACCCAGUCUCAGAGAAUGAGGCCGAGUCGGCUCCCAGCACCAGCAACCACGUCGCCGUCACCCGGAGCCGCAAAGAGAGCUUGGCCAGCGCCGGGAAGGACUGCGGCCACCGGGAGGAGAAGGGGCGGGCGGCCCCCAAGGAGCAGGCGCCGGGCGACCCCGACCCCGAGGGCCCAGAAACCCUGGUGCAAGACCUGCUGGAGCUGUGCAGCAAGAGGCCUGCCCACCCCGCGCUGGCCCCGGCCGAGGCCACCUCCCAGCUGCUGGGGAUGGAGUGACAUCCCGCCUCGCCCUUGCACAGACAAGCCAGCGGAGCACAGCGUCUCAGAGCUGCAUUUCAGGAGAUUUCGUCAUGGUCCUUCCUUCGGCUGUCGGGAGGAGCCAGCAGGAGGGCAGGAGGAGCCGAGCGGGCCACCGGCCCUGUGCCAUAGCCUUGCGGGCGCCUUGCAGGCCGCAGUACGUGCCGAUUCCAGUGCCUUAACUACUUACGGAGCCUCCGUGUCACCAUGGGGGUUGUGUUUGCCCAAAACGACUUUAACAAGACAGAUAUUUUAAAGAAUUGUCUGGGGAGGACCUCUUCAUUUAAGCAUUAAUGUUACCCUUAGUACCGAUGUGUGUGAGCUUGUUUCUGUGAAUCCGUGACAGUCCUGUUUGUUCUGUGAGCUGGAACAGGAGGGAAAAAAUGCCCUGGGAUCCCCGUAGCCAAUAACUGGAAGAAAAUGAUGUGAAUUUCGUAAUUUCAUGUAAAUGACCAGAGGGAAGAUGGAUGUGAUGUGAUUUCUCAAAGACCUUCCUCUUUCUUUCUUUUUCCCUGUUUGCUCCACAGUGGAGCUGAUCUGGUCCUUGUUAUUAGGAAAUGUGGUCGAUGAAGGUUUCCAAGGCGGCUCAAGCCAAAAUCAGGAAAGAUCUCUAGCUUCAACCUCAUAUUUGUUUCUACUCUUUCCACCUUAGAAAUAGUUACUAUUUCAAGUUCCAAGACAUCCAUUCUUAAUCUACAGAGAAGAGUUACCUCCCCAACAACUUAACCUAUGGAAAACGUACCUGGAUGUUGUCUAUUUGAUUUUCCCCCUUCCCAUUAGGUAUAUGUUAUUAUUAUUAUUAAUAUUAAUAUUAUUGUUAUUGUUAGUUCAUCAGUUUGCUGGGCUCUGCAGUCAGCAGAAACAAAUGGGCAAUAUUUGUCCUUGGAGACCUGCGUGACCACCCCCAGGUCCCCACAGAACCUGCCCCUGCGGGUUCCUGGGCACGCUCCGGUGACAGCUCUCUACUGUAUUCAGACAGGCCUUUCUUCCGCAGCUGCAGACUCCAGCAGGGGCCGGGCCCCCGGAACACAGCUGAGGAAGGCUCGGAUCGGGGAGAGCAAGGCUGCAUGUGCGGCAGGGAACAGGCAUCCAAGACGCCAGGUCAGGCCCGGGGGUGCCACAGGGGUGGUUUUUGAGGAAGCCAGGUGGUGACAGUCCUGUCACUUGUGAGCAAGGUAUCCCAGUCUUCCUGCUAAGCCCAGUCCAAGCCUUGCCCCCGGCUGUGCUACUGUCAUUGAAAAGUGAGGAAAUACUACUACUGGUAAUAAAACUACAUGCAAGGGUUAAGAGGAGAGAUUUCUAUUUACCUUCCUGCGACGUGGGGUUGGUGCUUAAAGACCAAUGUGGUGUCACUAGUUCCUUAAGAGGCCCGAACCGCUGGGUGCAAAAAGGUAGGAUUCCUUUUAUUCGUGAGCAUUCUGUGCAGACAACAGACUUCCCUCGCUGCAGCGAAAACGAUAGGUCCUAUAGCGCUGACCUUGUGUCCAGCAUCCUGCCCUUGAGUCGAGCCCCUAAGGACACCCGAGCCAUACUGCUGCGGGGGCCCCUGCUUGCUGCACCCUGUGGAGCCUCUGGCCUUUCCCUGGGGAGGUGCCCCUCCACUGGGCCUCUCCCCACUGGCCCCUUGUGGCUCCACAGACUCUUCCUUGGCUUAAACCUUGCACAGAGACACAUGCCCUUUUGUUUCCAUUUCAGUUUCCUGUAGCUAAAACCCAACCACCCUGACAUCAAAGGAAGGUGGAUAGUCUUGAAAAAAUAAAAAGUGAUAUCUUUGCAUGUGAAAGGAAAAUCGAUGAGGUAUAUAUGAUUUUUAACUGUAUUGGGAUAUAUGAACCAGUUUAAAAGUGCGGUUUUAUUUACUGUAGAGAUGAAUGCAGAUCAGAACCAAUGAUCCCUUGGCCUUCUAAGUUGAAACCAGUUCAUGCAUCCCUUAGUUGUUCUUUUUUUAUUAUUAUUAUCACAAUUGUUAUUGUUAUUUCUGUCGUUAUUAUUAUUUGGGGUUCCUUGUGUUUUGUUUUUCUUUGCAACUCUCCACACUAAACUCGCAAUAUUGUGGGGAGAAGCCAUGACUAAACUCUACGCUGCGGUGAGAUGUAGCAGGGGUCAGCCCCCCGCCACGCAGGUCGCCGGGGCUGCAGCUCGCAAUAAUCACUAUUGAUCUAAAGCUUUAUUUAGCCUUGAUCCGUACCCUCGUAGUCGAUAAGGUCUUGCCACGUUUUAUUAGUGAGUUUGACAAGUGUAUUAUUUGUUUGUUGUUCUGCCCCCUUUCCCCUAUAUUAAACUGUGAAAUUUGUGAUUUGUUUAAACGCUGGGUGAAUCAUAGCUUAGUUUGCAUGUCCAGCUAAUUUGUUUCUAUACAUUUUGUUUGAUUCUCUUUCUCCUUCUCUCAGGGCUUUUGCAUAUAUAUAUAUAUAUAUAUAUAUAUAUAUAUAUAUAUAUAUAUAUAUAUAUGGAUCUUCUGAAAAGUUUUUUGAGGUGCAAGUUUUUUUUUUUUCUUUCUCUGUGAUCAAUGGACACAAUGCUGAGAUUCAAUCACUACAUGAAACACCUGGCUGCGUGAACAAAAGAAACAAAGACCCCCAGGGCUGUCUUCCACGCGGCUCUGGGGAAGCUACGUGGCAGCCGGAUGCCAGUUUCAGACAGAUUCAUCAUACGUUCGUCUCUUUCCUCUCCUCUCUUUCUUCAAGAAGGAAUUUGAUCCUAGUGAUUUCAGCCCAUGCAUUAAACAGGAAACAAUAAUAAAUGUGUAGAUUUCAUAUUUUUCUAAAGGGAACUUAAAAAACUGCUGCUACAUGUUAUGUACAAAACUGGUUUAUGCCACAUGAACAGAGAAUCACAAGUUUGGUUUUGGUACUUUUUGUUCCUCUUUGUACUCAGUUGUAUAGAACUUCCAAAUUCAGAAUGAAAAGAAAGCUGUUCUGUAUCAAACCAUCUAAGCAAUAAAUGUUAUAUUUUAAAGACGGCA